This is a messenger RNA of Sciurus carolinensis (gray squirrel), 1509 nucleotides long. Its product is annotated as dnaJ homolog subfamily B member 6-like. NCBI's taxonomy places the organism in Eukaryota, Metazoa, Chordata, Mammalia, Rodentia, Sciuridae. Gene Ontology annotation, biological process: positive regulation of proteasomal ubiquitin-dependent protein catabolic process; protein refolding. The record is from RefSeq and is a predicted model, not a curated record. Gene Ontology annotation, molecular function: ATPase activator activity; Hsp70 protein binding. Gene Ontology annotation, cellular component: endoplasmic reticulum membrane; cytosol.
AGGAGAGAAAGGAAAGCGCGAGAAGCCGCUGCCGCCGCCACCAGCGCAGCGGUGCCGGACCGCGAGCACCCGGCCGCCCGCCCCGUCCCGUCCCGUCCGCCGCGUCCUCGGACUUGUUCCAACAAUCUGUUAAAACAUGGUGGAUUACUAUGAAGUUCUAGGCGUGCAGAGACAUGCCUCUCCCGAGGAUAUCAAAAAGGCAUAUCGGAAACUGGCACUAAAGUGGCAUCCAGAAAAUCCUGAGAAUAAAGAAGAAGCAGAGAGAAAAUUCAAACAAGUAGCUGAGGCGUAUGAGGUGUUAUCAGAUGCUAAAAAACGGGACAUCUAUGACAAGUAUGGCAAAGAAGGCUUAAAUGGUGGAGGUGGAGGUGGAAGUCAUUUUGACAGUCCUUUUGAGUUUGGCUUCACGUUCCGGAACCCAGAAGAUGUCUUCAGGGAAUUUUUUGGUGGAAGGGACCCGUUUUCGUUCGUCUUCGAAGACCCAUUUGAAGACAUUUUUGGGAACCGAAGGGGUCCCCGAGGAAGCAGAAACCGAGGUGCAGGCUCAUUUUUCUCUGCUUUCAGUGGAUUUCCAUCAUUUGGAGGUGGAUUUUCUUCAUUUGAUACAGGAUUUACUUCAUUUGGGUCACUAGGUCACGGUGGCCUUACUUCAUUCUCUUCUACAUCAUUUGGCGGCAGCGGGAUGGGUAACUUCAAAUCUAUAUCAACUUCUACCAAAAUAGUAAAUGGCAGAAAAAUCACUACAAAAAGAAUUGUCGAGAAUGGUCAAGAAAGAGUAGAAGUUGAAGAAGACGGCCAGUUAAAGUCCUUAACGAUAAAUGGUAAGGAGCAGCUGCUACGAUUGGAUAACAAGUAAUUCAACGCACGCAUUUAACAGAAAUGUUAAACUAUAACAAGCACCAUUUGAGGAUUAACAGGAACAUUUUUUUGAAGAUUUCAGACGAACUCGACUUUCAGUAUAAUUGUACCUAAUCUAAAGUAUUUAUAAACAGCUCAUCGGAGCCCCUAUUUGUCAUAGACUUUUGAGUUUAUUGUUGGGACCACACAAUAGGACCAUUUUUUUUUUUUGUCUUUAAAAUUGUUGUAAUCUCUGUAUGCACUUUGCUUUUUUAUUAAACGUAAUCCAAGGUGAGCCUUGACUUUGAGUAGUGCUAGGACAAGAUUGUAUUCUAACACCAGCAUGGAUCUGCUUUCCAUUGUGUUUGACAUGUGAGCCAAGUAGUGUCAGCCUGCUGUGAGCUAACAUUGCCAGGAUGAAUCUCUUGUAGAAAUAAUUUGUUUUUUUUUUUCCCCCCCAGUAUUUAGUAAUGAAAGAUAUUAAUGCAUUAAUGGUAAUACAUUUCUGGUUUAAUAUAAACUUAAGGAUGUUUUCUAGUUGUGCAUGAAUGCUGGCAACUUAGUAAAGUUUUGACAAUUGUUUAAAUAUGUAAUGUUAAGCUUAGGUUUAAAAAAACUGGUAAACUGGGUCUUUGUCAUUUGCUUUUAAAAAAAAAAAAAAAAAAAAAAAAA